Coregonus sp. 'balchen' is the source of this 1981-nucleotide messenger RNA. The record is from the annotation of a GenBank genome assembly. Lineage: Eukaryota; Metazoa; Chordata; Actinopteri; Salmoniformes; Salmonidae.
CAUGUCCAGUUGGACAACUGUAAUUUCGAGGGAGCUCAGCUGCAGGUCCGAGGGCCAGGAACCUGCCACGCCCGCUUCUGCUCAUUCUCACAGGGAAGCUCCACCCACUUCCUGGGCGUGGCCCUCAGCCUAUUGGAUAGCUGUGAUUUCUCAGGAAGUGAUUCGGCGUCCGUGACGGUUGAGGGCGCUCCAGUGACAGAGCGGAACUGGGCCUGUAAACAUCUGGCCGCUCUGGCCCGAAUCUCCACAUCCUGGGCCUCGCCUGGGAGUGGUAGCCCAGCUGGAGACACCCUGGGCGGGCAUUCUGGAGCCACACAGCCCCCUGGGGUUACCGUCACCCUGGAGGACUGGAGGAAAGGAGAAACGGAGAGGAGGAGGAGGAGAGGAGGAGGAGGGGGGGAGGAAGGAGUGUGUCAGGAUACGGUGAUUGAGGACGGCUGGAGCGACAGCGCUCCUAGCGAGGAGGAGGAGGAGGAAGAGGAGGAAAGAGGAGAGCAAGGUUCAGGACAAGGCAACAAAGUCUAAACUACAGACUGGCUCACAGUCACCACAGCCUCUCUCAUCUCCUCAGACCCAACCAGGACGACAGCCACCCCCCCUCCUCCCCCGACUCUCCCCCCGCUGACCCCUGACAUCCGAACCCUGACCGAGGAGCUGCAACACGACCCCGGAGCCCAGAGCGCUGGUCGAGACAGUGCAGGGUUGCGUGCUGAGGCGCUGCCUGUUCCGGGACGGGAAGGGCGGCGUGCACGUUUGUAACCACGGAAACGCCCGGCUGGAAGGAAACGUGUUCCGGGGGCUGACCUAUGCGGUGCGCUGCGUCCAGAACACCACGGUAACCAGACAGGGUUGCCCGAUCUGAUCGGUCGGUUGGUUGAUCGAUGGGUCGGGUUGAGUGAUAUAUGUCCUGCCUGUUAACUGGAUGUGUUUUUAGAUAGUAAUGUUGAUCAAAGAUGAUUUGUGUUCCAGAUGGUGAUGCUCCGUAACGAGGUGUGUGAGUGUCGUGCGUCGGGGGUGUUCCUGCGCCUGUCGGCUCAGGGUCUGAUCGCUGACAACAACAUCCACUCCAACGGGGAGGCGGGGCUUGACAUCCGCAAGGGGGCGGACCCCAUCAUCCUGGUAGCUCUAGUUCAUUCUGUUUCUAUCUGCAACGUUCAGUGGGUUUCACAUCCCUGAUGGUCUAUAUAUCUAUCCUGUGGGUUUCACAUCCCUGAUGUCUAUAUAUCUAUCCUGUGGGUUUCACAUCCCUGAUGGUCUAUAUAUCUAUCCUGUGGGUUUCACAUCCCUGAUGGUCUAUAUAUCUAUCCUGUGGGUUUCACAUCCCUGAUGGUCUAUAUAUCUAUCCUGUGGGUUUCACAUCCCUGAUGUCUAUAUAUCUAUCCUGUGGGUUUCACAUCCCUGAUGGUCUAUCUAUCCUGUGGGUUUCACAUCCCUGAUGGUCUAUAUAUCUAUCCUGUGGGUUUCACAUCCCUGAUGGUCUAUCUAUCCUGUGGGGUUUCACAUCCCUGAUGGUCUAUAUAUCUAUCCUGUGGGUUUCACAUCCCUGAUGGUCAUUAUAUCUGUUUCCUCUCUAGUACACAGCAGCUUGUCAAAUGGGUGUCAAAUCAUAUGUCUUUCAUCUGGUAGAAGUUAGAGGGACAUGGUGAUCUAAAAUAACAACUGAUCAAACUUUCUCUCUCUCUCUCUCUCUCUCUCUCUCUCUCUCUCUCUCCUCUCUCUCUCUCUCCUCCAGUCUCUCCUCUCUCCUAUUCUCUCUCUCUCUCGUUCUCUCCUCUCCUCUCUUCUCCUCUCCUCCUCGUCUCUGCUCUCCUCUCUCUCCUCUCCCUCUUUCCCCGUCCAUUUUACUCUUCGUAUAAUCAGGUAAACAAAGCGGUUUUGGCGUUCCGGCAUCGUGGUCCUUGGCAACGGGAGGGGUUCCAUCCGUAGCAACCAGAUCUAUAACAACAAGGGCGGGAGUCUACAUCCUUUCAACGGAACCCUG